AUGUAUCGUGAUGUGAUUUCAACGCAGCAUCAUCUAAUUGCAGAUGAUAUCGUGGCGAAGAGAUUUCCAUUGGUUUCUAUUCGACCAAACCUUUUAGUAUGUUUCUUUUUAUGCAUGCUCACUGUGGGAGUGGGACAGAAGUUGUCGACAUGUCCCCUCGACAGCUGCCACCACUAUAAAAUCCGGUUCACACGAGUCUCCUCACUUGUCUCUACCCUUGAUUUCUUCUUUUUACACAUUCAUAAGAGAGCUUUCAGAAAACUGUGCGCCACACAAUCGCCGUGUUUUCUCACCCACCGCUUCCUUUUUGUUCUGACAUUGCAACUUGGAUUUUUAUGCGCCUGUAUUGUUUAACAUUAAUACUUAAUUUUUAAUCAUAACUGGCUUUUUUCAUAGAGAUUUUGUACCCAACAGCAGCACAGUUAUAACUCUUCACUGACAAAUUAUCAAAUCUUUUACAUUAUAACUUUCAAUUAACCACUAGUUAAUAUUUGGUUAACUCGUUAGAUAAUACACUUGUCAUGAUGUCUUCCCCUCAUCAUUUCUUUUCAUAGUUUUCUAAAAUUUUUCCAAAAACCUGCAAUAAUUGUGUUAUUGAUUAUUCGCUGAUAAUUUCAUGUGCUGAAUAAUAAAAUGGCCUUUCAUUUUCAGGACUGAAGAAGUCACCUCGUAUGCCAACUUUUUUGCCAGAGAAGCACUUAUCAAGGACGUUCAAUUUGCAAUACGCUCGCAUGGUGACAGUGUUGGUUGAUGUCGGUAAACUGGAAAACACUGUGCGCAUUCAUUCCUCUCUACUGACCCACAUUCGCAGAAGCCGCUAUCUUUUCUUCUGCUUCUCUUCUCUACACUCGAACACAAUCAGCCAUAAGUCACUCCACGGCUCGUUGAUCUGUCGUUUCUCGUUGCUCAGGAUCGUACGAAUCAAUCUCUUCACCUUGCGUUCAUUUUUCUUCAGAAAAGAGGACGACACUCUAUCAGUAAUUCAUUUUUUAAAUCACCAGAUGUUUCAUCGGCCAGUUAUUUUCAGCCAGGACAAAGUGAAGGACAAACGUAUAAUUUUAUUAUUCAGGCUUUGGGGAUAUUUUGUUUGGAAUUAUUCCAACCAAUUUAUUAUUUUUAUCUCAGAAAUAACAUAGAGAAAAUAAUCUUUGACAAGUAAUUUCUCAUUGUAUUGAAAUUUUAUUAACACAUUAUAUUUCUAUGCUCAAAUGAAUUAACACACGGUUAUUUUAAAUAACAUCUAGCUAAACAGAAUGCUAUACUACUCGGUUAAUCACUUUUGCAAUAUAUUGAUAUAUUGUUACAAUAAUGACAUCAUUACAAAUUUUCUAACUACAAUGAAACUACAAACAACAAUAACAUAUAAUCAGCUCAUAUUAUUUGCUAUAUAACACAUGUAUAUUAUUGAUUAUUUGAUUAUAUAUCAAUGAUUAUAUAUCAUUUUGAUAUAUCAAUUUGAUUAUAUAUCAAAUAAUAGGAUUGCCCAAGUCUCACCACGUGGAGAUGCUGUGAACGAAGACUCUCCUUUUGCACGCAAAAAAUAUAACUAA
Heterotrigona itama is the source of this 1550-nucleotide messenger RNA. The record is from the annotation of a GenBank genome assembly. Lineage: Eukaryota; Metazoa; Arthropoda; Insecta; Hymenoptera; Apidae.